AUGCCAUCUACCAAAGGAGAAGAGGCUGUUAUUCUUUGCUUUCUCUGGCUACGAUUGCUUUUGGCUUAUCGGCGUCUGUUGCGGGCCAGACGCCGUAUUCGCCGCCCUCUGGCUGCGUCUGCCUCUGAAUGGGACCUGAAUAUGUGGGAUGAUUCGAGGUGUUGGAGCCUCACGAGGUUCCAUCUGCGAGGUCCGAGUACUUGCCCUGAUUCUACCACUGCCUGA
This is a messenger RNA of Penicillium bovifimosum, 225 nucleotides long. RefSeq lists its product as uncharacterized. The transcript is spliced from 2 exons. The record is from RefSeq and is a predicted model, not a curated record. Bases 1 to 225 code for a protein of 74 amino acids. NCBI's taxonomy places the organism in Eukaryota, Fungi, Ascomycota, Eurotiomycetes, Eurotiales, Aspergillaceae.